UCCGGAAUGCGCUUUGACUUCGCCCGCAGCUGAGCGAGUCAAUCCUGGAAGGCCCGCUCCCAUAAAAGCCCAUCGCCGCCUGCCCCUCAGCCCCUGCCACCCAACUGCCUCGCCCACUUAAACGCAACCGCCGCCCACACGCGGAAAAGUGACGACGAGCGCCACCGCCGCCUCGCGUGCGCGGAGAUCGAAGUGCCCGAGGAACCAACCAGAAAAGAUGGAGCUCGCGGCAGGGAGGCGAGGGGUCUCCCCGCGCGGCGCGGCGCUCGUGGCGCUCCUCUUCGCCGUCGCCGCCACCGCCGGGGCGUCCGGCGCCGACGACUUCUUUUCCCCUCUCGCCCCGAUCUUCGCCCCCGUCAUCAACUCGAUCUGCAGCACGGUGACCUGCGGGAAGGGGAACUGCACGGUGGCGCCGGGGACGCUGGGCUACCGGUGCGAGUGCGACCCGGGCUGGACGCAGCUCCACGUCGGCGACCACCUCAGGUUCCUGCCAUGCGUCAUCCCCAACUGUUCCAUUGACAGUUCGUGUUCCAAUGGUUCGCCAGCACCCGCACCGACGCCUUUGCCACCACCUAAAAACUUCUCGCUCGACCCUUGUGAAUUAGCAUACUGUGGCACCGGAGGCACAUGCAGGAACGGUUCUGGUCUCAGCUACCACUGUGAGUGCAAGGAGGGUUACAGCAACCUUCUCAACAUGACCACAAUGCCUUGCUUUCAUAACUGCUCCAUCGGUGCAGAUUGCUCAAGAAUUGGGAUCCUCCCCUUCUCAAACUCUUCCAGCAAGUCCCCUGCACCACCUGGCUCGGAAAGCAUUUCUAACAAUGGCAAUGUAGCAGCACCAGGAUCCAUUUCACAGAGAAUUCUACUGCCACUGCUGGUGGUGGUCUCACUGGCCGUCGGUCAGGCAAUAUAGAUCGAGGAUUGAGCAUCUCACGGUAGCUCUAGACUGUUUUUAUCCACGGGACAGGAUUGAGUUGAUAGCCUGUUACUGUUAGAGAUACGCUCUUGGAAUGUGCUAUACUGGCAUACUGCUGCAUGGUUACAUUUGAUAGUUGAUUUCCAUUGUAGGAGAUUUAGAGACUUCAUCAGUUUCUGUCGAUAUGGAAUAAAAGUUUCUGUGAAUAAUGUAGUAAA
Molecule: messenger RNA, 1134 nt
Organism: Panicum hallii
Lineage: Eukaryota; Viridiplantae; Streptophyta; Magnoliopsida; Poales; Poaceae
Product: protein jagged-1-like
Exons: 6
Coding region: 218-913 (231 amino acids)
Source: RefSeq, a predicted model, not a curated record